AUGCUUUUGCUGGACUAUCACAAUGUCAUCCUAAAGAAUAUUUUAGAAGAGCGGCUCAAAGGCGACAAGCGAGAUGCUCUUGACAUGACGGUUGUAGACUUUGAUGGUGUCACCUACUACGUUACGACGCCCGAGACGAAAACUGUAUUGCAUAUCUCGUUACAAUGGGCUUGCUUCAAAGAAUUGGUCGGUUACGGUGCUCAGGAAGUCUUACAACGGGAAUACGGCGAAUACUUGGCCAGUAGCCCGGAACAAGGCUACGAUGUGACGCUUGUUAUUGACUUGGAAAAAGUGCCUCAAGACGAAGAAACACGCGACGCACUUAUCCGUAAAGUCUCGCUUUUGAAACGCAAUUUACUGGCUGCACCUUUCGAGCGAGCUUUUGCCGAGCAAGGCGACUACAACGAUGAUGCUAAACCCAACCCCACGUCGGAGUUAAUGACGGUUCAUUAUCGAGAAGAAGAGGCCAUCCACAUCAAAUCCAGCACCGACCGAGUGACGGUCAUUUUCAGCACAAAAUUCAAGGACGAGACGGAUAAAAUCUUUGGCAAAGUGUUCUUACAGGAAUUCGUGGACGCACGUCGUCGCCCAGCUUUACAGAAUGCUCCUCAAGUCCUUUACUCUAUUCGUGAGCCACCGAUGGAACUGCGCCAUCUCAAUCUGAAUGAUAGUGACGAUACCAGCUAUAUCACAUUUGUCUUGUUCCCUCAACAUUUCACCAAUGGAGAUGUCCGUGAAGAAACGAUUUCUCGUAUCCAAGUAUUCCGUGAUUAUCUCCAUUACCAUAUCAAAUGUUCCAAGGCAUACAUGCACACCCGUAUGAGAGCACGUGUUAGAGACUUUUUGAGAGUCCUGAAUCGUGCCAAGCCAGAAAACACCAAUGUCGAAAAGAAAACGGCAAGUGGAAGAACCUUCCGUAGAAGUUAA
Molecule: messenger RNA, 927 nt
Organism: Radiomyces spectabilis
Lineage: Eukaryota; Fungi; Mucoromycota; Mucoromycetes; Mucorales; Radiomycetaceae
Product: Arp2/3 complex, 34 kd subunit p34-Arc-domain-containing protein
Exons: 6
Coding region: 1-927 (308 amino acids)
Biological process (GO): Arp2/3 complex-mediated actin nucleation; actin filament polymerization
Cellular component (GO): actin cytoskeleton; Arp2/3 protein complex
Molecular function (GO): structural constituent of cytoskeleton; actin filament binding
Source: RefSeq, a predicted model, not a curated record